Messenger RNA from Radiomyces spectabilis, 501 nucleotides. RefSeq lists its product as uncharacterized. The transcript is spliced from 2 exons. The record is from RefSeq and is a predicted model, not a curated record. The coding region runs from base 1 to 501 and encodes 166 amino acids. Lineage: Eukaryota; Fungi; Mucoromycota; Mucoromycetes; Mucorales; Radiomycetaceae.
AUGGACAUCUUCCCCUGUGACGUCCGAGAUGACGGUGGCUUUGAGCCAGCAAUUACUGCAUUAAACGAGAUGGGGCAGCAGUUCAAGAAAAUCACCAAGGAGAUUCCAUCGAAUCUAUCCCUUCUGCAUCAAAAUGAAGAGGAAAUUCGACGAGGCAAUGGACGGCAACCGUGCAGUAACACCCAUGUACGAACCUGUGAAGUGCCUAAGUGCAAUUUAACCAACGACACAACUCACAACGAGAUCAACUCUCAAAAACGCAAAGAUCAGCUCAUCAAAUUCGUAGAUGAGUUUAAGGUAGCCUUGAACGGACGCCGUAUGAACUGGCAUGAUUGCUGGAAGGAAGCACGAAGCCAUGGUAUCAUUAUGCAUUACACCAACUAUGAGGUCAUGAAGAACGCGUAUCAUCGAGCUAAGCAGCAACACUCUUUACCUCCCUUUGAUCUUAUAUCCUUUUAUCUUCUCCACAUAUAUCCCAUCAUUUUUUUCAUUAGUCAAUAA